Nicotiana tabacum (common tobacco) is the source of this 831-nucleotide messenger RNA. The record is from RefSeq and is a predicted model, not a curated record. Lineage: Eukaryota; Viridiplantae; Streptophyta; Magnoliopsida; Solanales; Solanaceae.
AUGAAUAUUGUCAACAACAUUAAGAGUACUACUCCACAAACAGAAAGUGCCAGGGAAUACUUGACGUUUGUGGAAGAACGUUUUCGUUCUGCAGAUAAGUCUCUCGAUGGUACACUAAUGGCUGAACUCACGACCAUGAAGUUUGAUGGGCCGCGUAGUAUGCAAAACCAUAUCAUCGAGAUGACUAACAUUGCAGCAAGGCUUCAAACCUUGGGGAUGAAAGUGGAUGACUCCUUCUUGGUUCAGUUUAUUCUGAACUCAUUACCUCCUGAGUAUGAACUUUUUCAAAUUAACUAUAACACUAUUAAGGAUAAGUGGAAUGUUAGUGAAUUGUCCAGUAUGCUUACUCAGGAGGAGUCAAGACUUAAGAAACAAGGGAAUCAUUCAAUUAACCUCAUGGGUCAAGGAGCUGGUAAAGGACUUAAAGUGAAGGCCAACAAGUUCAAGAAGAAGAAAGCACCUGCUAAAGCUCAACAGGAUGCUAACAAGGAACAUAAGGCAGAUACGUGUCGUUUCUGUAACAAGGAAGGACACUAUCAAAAAGAUUGCCUGAAACGUAAAGCUUGGUUCGAAAAGAAAGGUACAAUUAGUGCUUUUGUAUGUUUCGAAUCAAAUUUAGUAGAAGUUCCUAAUAAUACUUGGUGGCUUGAUUCUGGUGCAACUGCUCAUGUAUCUACUACGUUGCAGGGAUUCCUUACGAUCCAAACUACAAAUCCAAAUAAGGAUUUCUUGUUCAUGGGAAAUCGUAUGAAGGCUCCAAUUGAAGGCAUAGGGACUUAUCGUUUGAUCAUGGAGACUGGACGUCACCUUGAUCUAUUACAGACUCUUUAU